Molecule: messenger RNA, 3319 nt
Organism: Cuculus canorus (common cuckoo)
Lineage: Eukaryota; Metazoa; Chordata; Aves; Cuculiformes; Cuculidae
Gene: LURAP1
Product: leucine rich adaptor protein 1
Exons: 2
Coding region: 104-976 (290 amino acids)
Biological process (GO): positive regulation of canonical NF-kappaB signal transduction; positive regulation of cytokine production
Source: RefSeq, a predicted model, not a curated record
AGGUGGAGGCGGGGGCGUGGCGGGAGGCGUGGCCGCCGCUCGGGGCGCGCCCGCGGCUCGUCCGGAGGUGACAGCGCGCUCGCCACCGCCCCACCCCACCCGCAUGGAGGGCGGCGGGGAGGCGCUGCCCGCCGACCUGCGGGAGCUGGCCUGCAAGGUGGGGCGGCGGCCGCCCGCCGGGCUGCUGCGGGGGCUGCGCGCCGAGGCCGCCCCCGCGCCCCCCGCACCGCCCGCCCCGGAGCGCGGCGCCCGAACGCCGCUCGCCGACCGCCUCCGGGCGCUGCGCCUCGAGCUGGCUUAUCUGCGAGCAGUCGAUGUGAAGAUCCUGCAGCAGCUGGUGGCAUUGAAUGAGGGCAUCGAGGCGGUGAAGUGGCUGCUGGAGGAGAGGAGCACCCUGACCAGCCGCUGCAGCAGUCUGGCCAGCAGCCAGUACAGCCUGGUGGAGAGCCAGGCAGCCUCGCGGCGGGGCAGCUGGGACAGUCUGCAGGACCCCAACGACAGGCUGGACAGCAUCUCUGUUGGGAGCUACCUGGACACUUUGGCCGAUGACAUGGAUGAGUAUUCCCAAAAUGCUGCCGAAACCAACACUGCCUCUGCGCCGGGCAAAGCCCUGGUCAGGGCGGAGCAGGAUUGGGUCAGGAUUGACCCCGAGAGGGCUCUUGCAAAGCAAGAGAAGAGCAAAGCAGAGCACGAGUGGCCUCAUGUGGACCUCUCCCCACCUGGGCUACCCCAAGAUCACCGGUUUCUUAAGGAGCCCAACGGGUAUUUGGGCCAGCAGCUGCCUUCUCUGGAACAGGGCAGAGACACCACAUUGCCGUCGGGGGCUGGGGAGAAGCUGGGGAAGGGGAACUCGAGUGGAAAGGCUCGGAAAGCUGAGGCUGACUUUGAGAACUGCAAACUCAACAGCAAACUGCACCUGGAGUACGAUGCCCACUGGCGCUGGCUCCAGUCUCAGGACGAUGUGACAUUCUUGUAGCCCAUGGCUUCUCCUUCCCAGACCAGCUCUCCCAUCUGCCUGCUCUGCUUCACUUGUCUCUGCUUGGGAGAGUUGGGGUGGCUGGGGAAUGGGGACAGGCUGGCUCGGUGGUGUUGCACUGUUCCUCUGACCCCCAGUCUAUGUUUGGUGGUGCAGCCCUAAGGAAUGGGGUGCCCACCCUGCAGCAAAUUUCUGGAGGUGGAUGAGGCAAGUCCCUGUAAAUUUAAUCCUUUGCUCUGGGGUGGUGCUUGCAGGUGGCUAAUCACUCUGAUGCCUUUGAUGGUAGUGGUGGAGAAGGCUUGGUGGUGAAGCCUGGGACAGUGGGGCUUCUGGGACCUCUCCCUGACCUCACCUCUGCCCUCUAAUCCUCAGUUUCCCAUGUGCAAAACCCAGGAACCUUUCCUCUAAACUGAGUACCCAGGGAAGACAGGAGAUACUCCCAUGCAUCUGCAGCUCAAUGGGACCAGCAUGCUCAGUGAGAGCUGCAGGGCAAGGCCAUCAGCAGGGCAGCCCUGUUGGAUGUGCUCAUUUCCACCAUUGUCUUCAAGGCCAGUGUCCAUCCAGGGUGGAGUUGACCUGGAGCACCUAGGGUUUGGCCACAGAAAAUGGUGAAUGCUAAAACCCCCUUCCCGGCAGGUGAAGCCCUGCCUGAUUUAAAGGCCCCUGUGAAGCCAAUCUGAAGCAUGCUCAGGGCAGUCACUGCUCCCAUUGGACUGGGGAGCCUUAGUCCGUGCCCUGCAGAGGAAGGAUGAUGGUGCAGACUUCCCUUCCUGGUGUGAUUAGAUGAGAAGGGCAAAACACUGGAUGGGAGAUGGAGAUCCAGUUCUCCCAGUUUGGUUGUGGACUGUCUCCCACCUUGGGACCAGGUCCCGCAGAAACCCUGGUCGAGGCAGCGUACAGGCAGCCUGGCAGAGCCUGCGGGGCUCAGACUCAGAAAGGCUCGUGUCAUGGGGAUGAUGGCUGGGGUUUUCCAUUUGUAUGAUGAAUGGUGCCAAGUCUCUGCCCGAUACAGCAACCAGAAACACGAGGCUCCUCUGCUGGGGUGGAUUUGCAGUGACCCUGCCCUGGAGACAUCUCUGUCCUUUUAACCUCAGCUUCUGCCUGUGCCUUUUACUGUCCAUCCACUAUGUCUCCCAGCACGCCCUUUGCUCCUUUCUGGCUUGUAGAGCAUGGCUUGCAGCUGGAGCUGUGUGCAAGCUUGGUCAGGAACUGCUGCCUUCACCAGAUGAUGCAGGGAAGUAUGUGGGCAUUCCGCAGCCUCCUUCUUCAAGGAGAGGGGCUGUUCCAUGUGUGUGGACAAGCCUUGGAAGGUCCUGGCUUCACAGCCUGUGGGUGUGUCUGUCCCCAGCUGAGCGCUGCGAUGGCUUUGCUCUCACUGUGGUGCUGUUGUUCCCCUGCCUGUGUGGGUUGCAGCCUGGCAUUUUCCUUGUUAGGGCUGUGGGAGUGGGGAGAACAUCUCCUGAUGUCAAUGAGAAGUGAAGAGAGAGGGAAGACCUGGCUGUGAGUCUUGAGAUGCAAGAUGUGACCUGGCCGUGUUUAGGAAAGUGGUUGGGUGCACAACAGGCUCAGCUGUGUGUCCCUGAAGCAGCACCUUUGGUGGAAGCUACCCUCCGUGCCAAGACUCCCAAGCACCCUCCCUUGUCCUGCAGAUCCUCAGAGCUUCCUUGGGCAAACAUGGAGAGCAGGACAGUGUGCAAAAUUCCUGGAAACAGCAUCUGCCAAGGACUUAAGGGUAUCCCAGCAAAUCGUGACUGGGUUGCCUUACACGAGCAUCCCAUCUGCCUGCUGUGGAGCUGUUGUGCUUGGCUUGCUGUCGCCGGUGAGCAGCUCGUGGCUCCCUGCAUAGCUCCGCUGCUGCUGCUGAGCCACCAUGUUCCCCAAGGAUGACUGUUCCCCGCUUUCCUUCUAGCCCUGCAUGCAAUGAAUCAGCUGAGGGUCCCAGGAGGAGACGGGGUAAGUCCUACAGCUCUGUUAAAAUCAUUCUUGACAAAAAUAGCUGGCUUAAUAAAUGGUGAUGUUUUUCACUUUCACAGGCUGUACUGUCAGUGCUUCACUGAGCUUACAGGGGCUUCUAAGGGAAGGCAAGAGGGUCCAGUCUGAAAGGCCCUAGAGCUGCCGGCAGCUCUGCAAGCAGGGCAGGUUUAGCCCUCCUGUCCUGAAAAAAGCACAGGCCACAUGCCUGGGUAUCUGUCCCCUCUCACUCCAAAGUGGUGUCACCUAAAACGCUUCCUGAGGCAGGUGGGUACCAGAGCACAUCUGCUGGGGGUGAGGAUGCUGGUGAGAGAUGGAGCAUACUGAGCUCAGCUGAAUUAUAUCUCCAGCGACAGAUGGCAGCUUUGCCCU